Molecule: messenger RNA, 1461 nt
Organism: Sesamum indicum (sesame)
Lineage: Eukaryota; Viridiplantae; Streptophyta; Magnoliopsida; Lamiales; Pedaliaceae
Product: vignain
Biological process (GO): proteolysis
Molecular function (GO): cysteine-type peptidase activity
Source: RefSeq, a predicted model, not a curated record
CUUUCUCCCUUAAUUUCAGCAAAAGAGGCUGCAGGUAUGAAAUCACUAUGCUGCAAGUAGUUUCCUCCUCAAGCCUACUUGUGUGCCUAUAUAAACACAUUCCCUUAAGUAGUUUUCCAUGCCUUUGAGAUAGGAUUUUAUCCACUUCUUCGUGGAGGAAAAACAAAAAACUGAUAUCUUGAUUUUGAAAGAUCUCAAUGAUGGGGAUGGGAAGAGCUCUUUUGGUUUCUGUUUUCCUAGCUAUGGUUUUUGGCCUUGCAAAAAGCAUAGAGUUCACAGAAAAAGACCUGGCUUCUGAUGAGAACCUGUGGAAUCUGUAUGAAAGAUGGAGGAGCCACCACACUAUUUCACGGGACCUGACCGAGAAACAAAAGCGUUUCAAUGUGUUUAAAGCUAAUGUGCAGCACAUUCACAAGGUGAACCAGAUGGACAAGCCUUACAAGCUGAAGCUCAACAAGUUUGCUGAUAUGACCAACCUAGAAUUCAGAAACUUUUACAGUUCCAAAAUCAAGCACCACCAAAUGCUUCGUGGCAGCAGGGCCAGCACUGGAUUCAUGUACGAAAAGGCUAACAAUCUGCCAGCAUCCAUUGAUUGGCGAAAGCAAGGUGCUGUCACUGCUAUCAAGGAUCAAGGGAACUGUGGUAGUUGUUGGGCAUUCUCAACUGUAGUGGGAGUUGAGGGGAUAAACAAAAUUAAAACCGGUAAUUUAGUCUCAUUGUCUGAGCAAGAACUGGUUGAUUGUGAGAAAGAUAAUGAGGGCUGCAAUGGAGGACUCAUGGAGAAAGCAUACGAGUUCAUCAAGAAACAGGGUGGCCUAACAACCGAGAGCGUGUAUCCCUACAAGGCUAGAGAUGGAAGCUGCGAUGCAGCAAAGAUGAAUGCACCAGUUGUGAGGAUUGAUGGGCAUGAAAAUGUUCCUGAAAACAAUGAGGAAGCCCUAAUGAAAGCUGUUGCCAACCAGCCUGUUUCUGUAGCAAUUGACGCUUCUGGUUCUAAUAUGCAAUUCUACUCAGAGGGAGUCUACACAGGAGACUGUGGCACAGAGCUAGACCAUGGGGUCGCCGUGGUGGGAUAUGGAACCACUGUUGAUGGGACCAAAUACUGGACUGUGAAGAAUUCUUGGGGGCCUGAAUGGGGAGAACAGGGCUACAUUAGGCUGCAGCGUGGUAUCGAUGCAGUAGAGGGGCUGUGUGGCAUAGCCAUGCAGGCUUCAUAUCCGGUAAAGCUAUCAUCAGACAAUCCUAAGCCACCACCAAAAGACGAGCUCUGAGUUGGGCAAAGUAUUUGGUCUGCACCGAAGUCUAGCUAGAUGCAUGAUAUAUGCCAAGAGCUAUGUAGUAUUAAGUAUUUGCUCCUUUUAUUCCCAGGUUAGUUAGAAGAAUAAACUGUUAUGAGUAUUGUGGAUGAGAUGGAAGUCUCUGUAAUCCAUAGUUUUUCUUAUUCAUUGGUUUUUACUUUCC